Molecule: messenger RNA, 755 nt
Organism: Cornus florida
Lineage: Eukaryota; Viridiplantae; Streptophyta; Magnoliopsida; Cornales; Cornaceae
Product: protein BUNDLE SHEATH DEFECTIVE 2, chloroplastic-like
Exons: 5
Coding region: 161-562 (133 amino acids)
Cellular component (GO): chloroplast stroma; protein folding chaperone complex
Molecular function (GO): protein folding chaperone
Source: RefSeq, a predicted model, not a curated record
UGGUUUUUGUGCCGCCUGUAUUCGUUGCCACCAACGUCAGCUUGAAAUUAACACUAACCAAAAUCCAGAGUGGUCAAUCCCUUUCUCUUCUUCUGAUAAAAGAAACUACUUUCCAAAAUCACUCUCUCAAAAUCAAAACCAAUUUUGAAUCUCUUUAGAAAUGGCCAACUCUCUGUGUUUCACACAUCUCACUGCCUUCCAGUUCCAGCCCACUAAUAAACCAGGGCUAAUAAUUAACAACCCAACUGCUGGAAAGGUUCUUUGGAUCAAUAGUAUAUCUCACAACAGUCAAAAUGCUAAAUUUCAUUCGUUGGAGGCUAAGGCUACAGGUAGCAACCAAGGCACCGAACCAAAUAGCCUAGUUUGUGCUAAUUGUGAUGGAAAUGGUGCCGUAGUUUGUUCACAAUGCAAAGGUAAUGGAGUUAACUCUGUAGAUCACUUCAACGGACAGUUUAAAGCCGGUGGAUUAUGUUGGCUUUGCAGAGGUAAAAAAGAUAUUUUAUGUGGGGAUUGUAACGGAGCUGGUUUCCUUGGUGGAUUCAUGAGCACAUUCGACGAGUGAUAGUUCAUAGGAUUCUAAUCUUCAGCGAGUUGUGCUGAUCUUCAGGAUGAACCUUGUUUACUAUUUCCUUUCUUUAUGUAAUCUCAGAUGACAAUGUCAUAGAACACUGCACAUGUUUCUUCAACAGAAAAUCAGAUAACUUCUUAUGGGUUUCAGAAAUUCUUAGUGUGUGUAUACACAAGCAUUUGAUCCA